ACAGGCAGGGACAGGCAGGGAAAGGGGUGUGAGAGGUAAUUUUAACUGAGAGCAAGUGCUCCAGAGAGAGGUAGAGAGCAAGAGCAUGUGUGUGGGAGGGACAGAGAGAGAGAGUGUGAGAGCAAGUCAGGGGACAGGGGCUGUAAAUCCGUUAACAGGGGCGCUCUGUGCAUUUGUUAGACGUCUUGGCUGUCAGCCCAACUUGGCUCAUUGUAAUCAAGGCAUGAUCGUGGACUCCAAGCAGCCCUCUCCGCCACCUCGGCUGUUGCCUCGCGCUUGGACCCAGCCCAGGUUUCAACGCUGACAUGGAGAGACCUACCCCCAGUGACGUCAUGUUGAAGAAAGAGAAGGAUGUGGAGCUGGAUAAGAAGAUUGAGGCGCUCCGCAGGAAGAAUGAAGCACUCAUGAAGAGGUACCAGGAGGUAGAGGAAGACAAGAAGAGAGCGGAGAAGGAAGGAAUGAUACUGCAAAGCCCUAAGGGUAAAGCAGGAGACUUAACCAUCACCAUCAACAAGUCUACCAGCGAUCCUCGUGUUGUGAUGACCAAACCAGGGACGGGUGGUUCUCCCUCCACAAAGUGGGUCCAGGAGCUUGGGGAGGGGGAGGCGGAGGGGAACCUGCUGGGCUCUGGGCGGGGCAGGAGGAAGCAGCUACUGGUCACCAUGGCUGGCAACACAAAGGGUAAGAGGGUGGUGAGUGAGAGGCUGGAGAGAAGACCAGGUCCAGGUCCCCUCAGUCCACUGGAUGUGAAGAGCCCUACAGAGGACAACCAGCACCGUGUGGAAUCAACAGCAAGAGGAAAACACCAGCACACAGCAAAGAGGGACACAGGACCACAGGAUGAAGUGGGGCAGGGGAAGUGUUUGACAGAGGAGCGUCACUGGCUGUCAGAGUGUGAGCCUUACCACCAGGAGUCUGAGAGGCUAGACCCAGCGUGCGACACAGACCUCACCAUCCCCACGUCUAAAGUGGAGCAGCAGGAGUACUUGUGCUGGAAGAUGGAGCGUGAGCAGAUCGACCGUGAACGCUUGGCGCGCCACAAAAAUGCCAAGGGCCAGUGGAGGCGGGCAUGGGACAUGGACAAAACAGAGAAUAUGUUUUCAGAUAAAUCUCCUAGGGAGAGAGAAAGGGGGCCUACAGCCAGAGGAGGAAGAAAUGCAAAGAGAGGUCACCCCAAAUCAAAUGCUGAUCCACUGGGUCAGCAGCUGGGGGGCAAAGACAAGCGGGGUAAAAAUGUUCCAGUGGUCAGCAGUAAAGCCAAGGGCAAGGACCGGCUGACUGGGAGGGCCAGAAGAUGGGAUGCCAGCGAGGAUGGGGAAGAUUUGCAGGCCUCUAAGACUAGUUUGGAUGAAUUCUUAGAAGAGCUUGAUGCUUUGGCUGACCCUGACAUGGAUGACUCCACUGCAGAAACUCCAGAGGUCAAAGAGGGUGACCUCAAAAUGGAGUCUUCGCUAACCCUGGAUGUGGUGAAGACCGAGAAAGAGAGUGGAAGCGUCAGUCCUGGCCUGGACAAGGCCGAGACGGCUCAGGCCCCAGCCGACCCCCUGGAGGAUGGGACAUCCAGACAGGGGAAGGCUGAGGCCUCGUCCCCUCAAGCUACAGAGAAGAAGGUCCGCUUCUCAGAGGAGCUCAUCAAGGGGCCCGGUGCCUACGAGAAGCCCAGUACUGGAGCCCAGAACUCUGCCCGCUCACAAACCAAGGGCACCAGCGUGUUAAAAGUUGCCUCCCCCAUCAAAAACGGACAGAAGUUCGAGGAGCAGAAGCAGUCCCCCAAGGGCGACCAGGAGCAUGCUGGUAAUGACCUGGACUGGGGGGAUCGGCAGGCUGCAGCUUUCCAGGCACAGAGCUCAUCUGAUGGGCAUAGACAGGGUCAGGAGGGCCCUCCGUUUCUUGAUGCCUCCAAAACAGAAUGUGCUGAAAGCGGCCAUGACGGUGUGCUCAGCCCUGUUCUUCUCAUUUCACACUGCGAUGCCCCUCCACAGGAUAAUUCUGUCCAACCUUUAGAGCAUGCCAAGAGCAAUACAGAGGAGCUGAUUGACUCCAGUCUGUCUGUUCUCAGCCUGGAGUCAGGAGAGACUCACCCAACCCACACCACCAGUACCGAUAAGGCAAGAGAAAAUGGGAAGAUUGUUUGAAGGACUUUUGAUGUUGCUAUAAUAUUUUCUAGAACUGAACAACAACAUGCUUAAUUAAUUCAAGCGUUUACCAUGAGCCUUUUAGUUUAAUACCGCACUUGCUUCCAAUAACUCUUUGUAGAUGUCUAGUUGGUCAGGUUAAGACUAACAUGCACAAUGUUGUUUCUUUUGAAAGGAUGCUAGCUGCUCCAGGUGGGAAAAGGAAACCAUACAUGUUCAAGUGAAGUCAUUUUGAGCCUUUUGUCUGCUUGAAAAUACUUUGCUUACAAGCACUUUAUUCUUUAUGAGGUAUGAGUACUGACAUGUCAUACAUUACUUAAAGUUGGAAUCUUUAAUGGUGAAACCGCUACGUCCGUUUGCGAUAUUACAACAACAAAGAAGUUACUGCAAACAACGAACAGUUUUUUUUUCUCCUCUGACAUCAUUUCACGCGUGAUAGAAGAGCACAAUAUGUAUUGCAUUUUUUUUUACCAUGCUGCACGGCGCUCCUCAGCUCAGCAAUAGUAACAAUGGUGGUGGUGGGGCGGCCAGCGGCGCUGUUUCCCCUUACUGCGGAUUCCAUCUUUAAGUGUGUUAUUUGAAUGGCUGUUUUUGUUUACAUUUGAAGUAUUAUUUCAAGGUACCAGUCCCAAUGCUUGUAUUAGUUCAGUUCCUAUGGAUGACUAACCUACAUAACCUGAACAGGCCCUGCCAUUAACCUUUGCCAGCCUUAGCAGUUGAAUGACAAAAUAUAAUUAGCAUUAUAUGCUAAUAGUUGUACACUGACUUUAUUUACAGUACUAGUCAAAAGUUUGGACACACCUACUCAUUCUAUGGUUUUUCAUGUAAAAAAAACUAUUUUCUACAUUGUACAAUAAUAAAGACAUGCAUGGAGUCAUGUCGUAACCAAAA
Messenger RNA from Oncorhynchus gorbuscha (pink salmon), 3026 nucleotides. RefSeq names its product coiled-coil domain-containing protein 9B. Bases 306 to 2135 code for a protein of 609 amino acids. The transcript is spliced from 14 exons. The record is from RefSeq and is a predicted model, not a curated record. NCBI's taxonomy places the organism in Eukaryota, Metazoa, Chordata, Actinopteri, Salmoniformes, Salmonidae.